This is a messenger RNA of Octopus sinensis (East Asian common octopus), 1485 nucleotides long. Its product is annotated as transmembrane protein 165-like. Gene Ontology annotation, cellular component: Golgi apparatus. The transcript has a single exon. The record is from RefSeq and is a predicted model, not a curated record. Gene Ontology annotation, molecular function: calcium ion transmembrane transporter activity; manganese ion transmembrane transporter activity. Bases 187 to 1101 code for a protein of 304 amino acids. NCBI's taxonomy places the organism in Eukaryota, Metazoa, Mollusca, Cephalopoda, Octopoda, Octopodidae. Gene Ontology annotation, biological process: manganese ion transmembrane transport; calcium ion transmembrane transport; Golgi calcium ion transport.
UUUGUAUUGGGUGAAGUCAACUUCCGGUAAGUCUGUCGACAUAAUUCGAGACGGACGUAGUUUUGAUCUCUGUCGCUUCUCAAUUCACUUUUCUCUUCAUUUUUAUUUUCUCAGAACAGACGGUUCUACUUGGCAGAUUCAAGUCGUCUGUCUACACAGGAAAUAACGCUGGCGAAAGGACGUGCUAUGACAGUUUCGUGGAUGCUGAGAUGGUGCCUGGUAUCUUCGUUCGGUCUCUCUCUGCUGCUCGUUGCCACAUCUUCUAACGCGGAGUCGGUUCCGCUGGAACCAGGAAUCAAGGACGAUGCGGGACCACCGGGCUCCAACAAGCACAAACUGGGGGUGUCACACACCGUCGACAAAACGGGGCCCCUCGGAACACAGAAAGAGGCCGAAGCGAUAGGAUCAACUAAUUUGGGCUUCAUCCAUGCCUUUAUUGCUUCCCUGUCGGUCAUCAUAGUGUCCGAAUUGGGAGACAAAACCUUCUUCAUUGCGGCUAUAAUGGCCAUGAGACAUUCCCGGGUAACAGUGUUUUUGGGAGCGAUGGCAGCCCUGGCACUUAUGACUGUUUUAUCUGCCAUUCUCGGUUUUGCUACAACAAUUAUCCCUCGGAAAUACACCUUCUACAUCUCUUCGUUGCUCUUCGCUAUAUUCGGUCUGAAGAUGCUGAAGGACGGUUACGAAAUGUCCGCGGACGAUGGCCAGGAGGAGUACGAAGAAGUGCAAGCCGACCUGAAGAAGAGAGAGGACGAAAUGCAGAAGGCCAGCUACUCUCAGGACGUAGAGACUGGCAUCAUUCGAACCCCCGGUCGGCGGUGGCUGACCGGGUUAAUAUCUACGAUAUUCCUGCAGGCCUUGACUCUGACUUUUCUGGCCGAGUGGGGGGAUCGAUCCCAGGUGACGACGAUUAUUCUGGCGGCUCGUGAGGAUAUUUAUGGUGUUAUAAUUGGUGGUGUCUUGGGACACUCUCUUUGUACCGGACUAGCUGUGAUCGGUGGCCGGAUAAUAGCACAGAAGAUUUCUACAAGAACUGUCACAUUGGUUGGAGGGGUCGUAUUUAUCAUGUUUGCCCUUUCUGCUUUGGUUAUAGGUCCUGAGUGAUAACAUAUAGUUAUUGAUAUAUAUCACUGUAUAUUUAUGUAUAUAUUUGUAUGUAUGUAUGUGCGUGUGUGGUUCACACCAUCUAUUACAUUUCACUGACCUUUAUUAUUAUUAGUUCUUUUUGUUCUUUUUUAGCAAAAUCAUUUAUAAAAAUGUUUCUUCAUAAUUAGACUUAUGUCCAGUAUAUUCCAUAUCAAAGAUCUAUAAAAUUAUAGGCAUAAGAGAAACUAACAAGAAACAGGUGUAACUAUAUAUACCCUAACCCAUUACCUCUCAGUACCAUUUCGAGAUUUUUUUUUUAUCAUCAGAAUAAUGUGAAGAAUGUGGGACCACAAUAACAAGAGAAUUACAGUGUAUACACACACAUUAAUUAUAUACUAUUCA